Molecule: messenger RNA, 1810 nt
Organism: Gekko japonicus
Lineage: Eukaryota; Metazoa; Chordata; Lepidosauria; Squamata; Gekkonidae
Gene: MGAT2
Product: mannosyl (alpha-1,6-)-glycoprotein beta-1,2-N-acetylglucosaminyltransferase
Exons: 3
Coding region: 1-1257 (418 amino acids)
Biological process (GO): protein N-linked glycosylation; oligosaccharide biosynthetic process
Cellular component (GO): Golgi membrane; Golgi stack
Molecular function (GO): alpha-1,6-mannosylglycoprotein 2-beta-N-acetylglucosaminyltransferase activity
Source: RefSeq, a predicted model, not a curated record
AUGUCGCGGCAGCAGCGGCAGCAGCCGGUGGCCGCGGCGUUCGCGGCCUCCCUCCGGAUCCGGAAGCGGCGCCUGGAGGAGGAGGAGAAGGAGAAGGAGGCGGAGGGGAGGCGGCGCCGUCCGGGGGUCUGGCCGGCGCCGGAGAACGAGACGCUGCGGCUGCGCUCGCUGGUGUACCGCCUGAACUUCGACCAGCCGGUGCGGCAGGAGGCGCUGUGGACGGAGGCGGCGUCGGCGGGGCCGGAGGAGGCGUCGGUGGCGGUGGUGGUGCAGGUGCACGAGCGGGCGGAGCACCUGGGCCUGCUGCUGGCCUCGCUGCGGCGGGCGCCGGGGGCGGAGAAGGUGCUGCUGGUGCUGAGCCACGACGUCUGGUCGGCCGAGCUGAACGCGCUGGCGGCGGGCGUGGACUUCUGCGCCGUCCUCCAGGUCUUCUUCCCCUUCAGCCGCCAGCUCUACCCGGCCGAGUUCCCGGGCAGCGACCCGCGCGACUGCCCGCGCGACCUGGGCCGGGCGGCGGCCCUGCGGCGCGGCUGCCUCAACGCGCGCUACCCGGACGCCUUCGGCCACUACCGCGAGGCCGCCUUCGCCCAGGCCAAGCACCACUGGUGGUGGAAGCUGCACUUCGUCUGGGAGCGGGUGCGCGCCCUCCGCCGCCGCCCGCCCGCCCUCCUCCUCCUCCUCGAGGAGGACCACUACCUGGCCCCCGACUUCUACGCCGCCCUCCAGGCCCUCUGGCGCCUCCGCGCCCGCGCCUGCCCCGACUGCCAGCUCCUCUCGCUCGGCUCCUACGCCGCCCUCCGCGGGGGGUUCGCCGGCCGCGCCGACCGGGCCGAGCUGAAGGCCUGGAAGUCCACCGAGCACAACAUGGGCAUGGCCUUCGGGCGCGACGCCUACGAGGAGCUCCUCGCCUGCGCCGACGCCUUCUGCACCUACGACGACUACAACUGGGACUGGACCCUCCAGCACCUCACCGUCCGCUGCCUGCCCCGCUUCUGGAAGGUCCUCGUCCCCGAGGUCCCGCGCGUCUUCCACACCGGCGACUGCGGCAUGCACCACCGCGGACGGGCCUGCCGCCCCGCCGCCCGCGCCGCCCAGCUCGACGCCCUCCUCGACGCCAACCGGCGGCACCUCUUCCCCGCCCAGAUGAGCCUCGGCAAGCGCUACGCCCUCGCCCCCGUCAGCCCCCACGUCAAGAACGGCGGCUGGGGCGACAUCCGCGACCACGAGCUCUGCAAGAGCUACCGACGCCUCCAGUGAGGACUGCUGCUGCUGCUGCUGCGAAAAGAAUGGGGUGUCCAGCCAGGCCUUUUGAAAAAGAAACCAAGUGCUUCUGAGACUUUCAAACUACCCCCCUUAAAAGAUACAUAUAUAUAUAUAUAUUCCUUUUUUAAAAAAAACAAAAAAGUGAGACUUUUGAUAAAGGACAGAUGUGGCAGAUGUCCAGAGAUGACUGGGGCCCCCACCACCACCUCCACCCCAAACUUCAGUUUGCAAACGACAGCCCUCGAUCGAUCGGCCCGCUUUUUGCUUCCCUUGAUCGACUUUGAAUAAUCGGGACCCCCUCCGGAUCGUUCGGUAUUUCCACAAUCUUGUACAGGCUUGCUUGGGAUUUGGUACCUUAAGUAUCUGCAGAAAGCAUUCUGUUUUAUUGGCUAUGUGCUUCUAUGGGAAGAGGAGGAGGAGGAAAUCGGUUUCACUUUAAUGUAGAGUGAUGCAAUUUUUUGUUUUUCGUUUCUGCCAAAAUAAAUCCUUUUUUUUUUUUUUGUAAUACAGGUCUUUUAAUGGCUUCGAGGGGGAAAUCUGCCUUAUU